CUUUCGGCGUAAAGAAACGACUGGUAGGCUAGUCACCACUUCACAAACUAGCUGCACCCGCGCUACAGCUCGUUUAACUUACUGACCUUAUAUUUUCCUUUGAAGUGCAUCCACCCUUGGGACUGAGUUGAUUGAUUCGUUUGACUCGGCGCUGUGAGUAUUUUCCAAUCUAAAGUGCAAUGUCGACAUUUUGUAUGUUGUUAGAAAGUGGCUACUCGCUAGUGGUAGCUGACGAGCUAUAGCUCGGUAGCUACCAUUGCUUUGUCUGAGUUGGUGACGCACAGACUUUGUUUGGGCCCGCAUAAUUAGCAAUGUGCUAAACCUAAUUUCAAGAGACUGUUGACAUCUUUUUAUGACAAUGCCUAGCUGUCAACUCGACUUAACCAACCCUUUCAUCAUGAAUCGCAAUGUAUUUUUGCCCAUUCUUUCGUUAAUACUUAGCUAGCUAUUUUAGUUAACUAGUUGAUCAUGGCCAUCAUUCGACUGUUAAAUGCAGCCAUCGAGCGAGCAAGCUAGCUAGCUACAGCUGGCAACGUUCAAGAUGUUGUGACAUGCUAUUUGGUACACAUUAUCUAACGUUAACCUGCAAUGCUGAUGGAUGUUAGCUAUCGCUCUAACGUUGUGUGAAAUGUGUUUUGUCACACCUUGCUUACAUAACAACACUAGCUAGUAGUAGUAACUUAGUACUAACCUGAAAUGUUAGUUGUGGCUAGUUAACUAAAAUGUGUUGUCUGUCUUUCAUGCAUGAUUAAAAUAACGCACCACAAAAACACGUUUAACCCAACGUUAAGUAAUGCGUCGUUAGCAGAUGCAACUUAGUUAAGUCAGCGAGCUACAUUAUGAAGCUAAAUUCAAUGUUAUCAACUUGAUAGUUAUGAAACAGAAAAGUAUAUCCAGCCCAUUUCCUGUUUUUGUUUUCCAUCACACACCGUGCAGAUAUAACUAACAUGGUACACUCGUAAGAUGAUUGGCUAGAAAACGUCCAUCCUGUGUCUGUACUAGAAAACGGCUGAUUGCUUUCAAAUAGUUCUGGCAGUCGUGGAUGAGAACUAGACAAUGAAUGCAUUGUAUUAUCAGACUACAGUAGCUGCCUACAGAAGCUACAUUGUAAUGUGUAGGCUACAUUGUAAUGUAUCAGACAACAACUCACUGAGUUUUUUUUCUCUCCCAGAUGUAGCUAGGCAUAUUCGUUUUAGCAAAAUAUAUAGCUAGUUUGGAGAGCUAAGUGAACAAACUAAACAUUAGGCUACAGGACAUCCUACUGUCAAGUGUUCUUUGACAAAUCACUGUAGUGCCAAGGGAAAUAAAAGUAGAUUUUAAUUUCUACUGACCCUGAAUGACCCCUGAAUGAACUGUGAAUCAUCAUUUAUUUACUAAAUUAUUUACCCCCAUACGCACAUUCAGUAACACAGUAAAACCUAGUGGCCUAGCCUACAUCAUGGCCCCUGUCCAGAUAGAGCAUGGCAGUGUAUAUAGAUAGUUUCACUGAGCAUGUUAUUGGGUUGUCCCAGGAUCGGUUACAUGUUUCAUCACCCUGCCUGUCAAAGUUGGACACCAGCCAGUCUCCCUCGUUCUUAGAAUGGUGCAUGACAUGUCACUGCAUGCUCUCUCUAGGGGUGUUUCUUGGAUUUGAAGACAUUCUGGGCUUAGCACAAAGCCAAUAGGGGUGUCUGGGGGCAUUCUCCCCCAGCAAAAAAUUAAUUUCAACAGCUAAAUUCAUGAAUAUGGGUCCCUUUGAGAUGAACAUUGAGAGAUGAGAUCUUCCCACCUGCCAAAGCAGACACUGCCAUUACUCAAUUACAGUAGCUACUGUGAGACUCUGGAAAACAUACAGUGCAUUCGGAAAGUAUUCAGACCCCUUGACUUUUUCCACAUUUUGUUACGUUACAGCCUUAUUCUAAAAUUGAUGAAAUAUAUUUUUUCUCAUCAAUCUACACACAAUACCCCAUAAUGACAAAGCCAAAACAGGUUUUUAGAACAGUGCAUGUCAGAGCAAAAACCAAGCCAUGAGGUCAAAGGAAUUGUCAGAGACAGGAUUGUGUUAAGGCAAAAUUGAAGGUCCCCAAGAACACAGUGGCCUCCAUCAAUCUUAAAUGGGAGAAGUUUGGAACCACCAAGACUCCAAACUGAGCAAUUGGGGGAGAAGGGCCUUGAUCAGCGAGGUAAUCAAGAACCCGAUGGUCACUCUGACAGAGCUCCAGAGUUCCUCUGUGGAGAUGGGAGAACCUUCCAGAAGGACAACUAUCUCUGCAGCACUCCACCAAUCAGGCCUUUAUGGUAGAGUGGCCAGGCGGAAGCCACUCCUCAGUAAAAUGCACAUGACAGUUUGCCAACAGGCACCUAAAUUACUUUCAGACCAUGAGAAACAAGAUUCUCUGGUCUGAUGAAACCAAGAUUGAACUCUUUGGCCAGAAUGCCAAGCAUCGCGUCUGGAGGAAACCUGGCACCAUCCUUACGGUGAGACAUGGUAGUGGCAGCAUCAUGUUGUCGGGAUGUUUUUCAGUGGCAGGGACUGGGAGACUAGUCAGGAUCGAGGGAAAGAUGAACAGAGCAAAGUACAGAGAGAUCCUUGAUGAAAACCUGCUCCAGAGCGCUCAGGACCUCAGACUGUGGCGAAGGAUCACCUUCCAACAGGACAACGACCCUAAGCACACAGCCAAGACAACGCAGGAGUGGCUUCGGGACAAGUCUCUGAACGUCCUUGAGUGGUCCAGCCAGAGCCCGGACUUGAACCCGAUCGAACAUCUCUGGAGAGACCUGAAAAUAGCUGUGCAGCGAUGCUCCCCAUCCAACCUGACAGAGAUUGAGAGGAUCUUCAGAGAAGAAUGGGAGAAACUCCCCAAAUACAGGUGUGCCAAGCGUGUAGCGUCAUACCCAAGAAGACUCAAGGCUGGAAUCGCUGCCAAAGGUGCUUCAACAAAGUACUGAGUAAAGUGUCUGAAUACUUAUGUAAAUGUAAUAUUUCAGUGUUUAAAAAAAUACAUAUAUUUGCAAACAUUUUUAAACCUGUUUUUGCUUUGUCAUUAUGGGGUAUUGUGUGUAGAUUGAUGAGGGGGGGGAAAAACAAUUUAAUCAAUUUUAGAAUAAGGCUGUAACGUAACAAAGUGGAAAAAGUCAAGGGGUAUGAAUACUUUCUGAAUGCACUGUACACCUGUCAAAUGAGCCUCUCACUCACACACACACUGUGCAGUAAUUAGAAUCCAUAGAGCAGCUUUAAGUGACAGUCUACUGUGUGCUCACCCCUCCUCUGCGCCUGUCUUAUCGCAUUCUCUGUGUCUGUUGCUGUCUCUCUUGUCUGCCCUCUCUUGUCCUGUCCUGGUUGUAAAAAAGUAAACAAUUGUUUUAAUAGUAAUUUCAAAGGCCUUUUCACCUCGCCUGCAAAUUCUUUCUAAACCAUGUUUUACUUUUUCACUGUCUGUAUUUCACCUCUUAUAAUUUGUGCAAAUAAAUAAGACCAAUUAGGAUCUAUAGAGCAGCUUGAAGUGAUAGUCUACAUUUACAUUUUAGUCAUUUAGCAGACGCUCUUAUCCAGAGCGACUUACAAUUAGUGAGUGCAUACAUUUUCAUACUGGUCCCCCGUGGGAAUCGAACCCACAACCCUGGCGUUGCAAGCGCCAUGCUCUACCAACUGAGCUACUGUGUGCUAGGGCUGGGCAGUAUACCGUAUUUUACUGUAUACCGUUAUUGAUGCACAGACUGGUUUCAGUGUUUACUUUACCUUCUAUAAAGGUAUUUUAAUGUUUGGUUUGUUAAAUAAAUACGCAAUGCAACUCUGGCCACUUAUAAUGUCAGUUUUUAUAGUUCACUCCGUUUGCUACUUGAGUCAUCUCUCUCCCUUUCCUCCUGCUGCUGCAUGCAGCUAACCACACCAAGCCCUGCCCCCUGUCACUCAAGGAGAGAGCAGUUGCUCAACCACAGAGUAAUGAGCACAUUUUUGCUGUUAACCCUGCAUGGUCAGAUGGAUGCAACAAUGUUGGUGAAAUGCUGCUUUCCACAAGCGUUCUAUACACUUAGUAGUUUGCAGACUGUAAGAUACACAAACUAUCUGCUAGUUUAUCUUUUCUUAGCAAGGAAUUGCUAAAAUAAUUUGUGUUAGCCGCUAAUCGCUAGUUGGCUAGCUUGCUAAAUGUACUAAGUGUCAGAGCAAACGUAGCUAGCUAGCUAAUACUGCCUGGUACCAGUGCUAGUGUAGGCCUAGAUAAGCAUGUUAGUGCAACGGUAUCUUAUCAGAGAGGAAUAGGCGAAGUAUGAAUAUGUUGGCUGGCUAGCUACAUGAAGUAAGAAAUGGUUCCUACCCUAUCAAUGAUUCCUCCCUGGUUUAUUCCUUGGUUGUCAUGCCAAACAACAAUGUAUUCAAGGUGCUGCUCACUAUAUUCCAGCUAUAGAAUUAGAAUAAGCAUUAUAUUUCCAUGAUUCCAACAGUUCACCAAUUAACUAAGGCUAUAUGUUUUUGCCCAUAUCAUGCUGCGUGGCACAGUGUUAAAGUUAUAUAAAAAAGUGCGGAAAUUGAUGAAAAUGCUGAUUUUAUUUUGUUGUUGUUUUAGAGUUGGAUUUAACAGUAUAAAUGGAGAAAGCCCCUAUUGAAAUCGCUUAUAAUUUGUGUUGCCACCCUAGGGUCAUGAACUACUCAUAAGAUCAUAUUUAGAACUUUUAUUAUCCAAAAACACAAAAUAUCGUCAAACGUCAAAUAUUGUGAUAUUAUAUUUUGUCUAUAAAUCGCCCAGCCCGACUGUGUGCUCAAACUGUAAAAAAGUGUCCGCAUAACAGCGCAACACAACUCCAAACAUGACAGAUAAGAAGCUACGUAGCCCCUAGGCCUCUCAAACUCAACUCUGGGCCUCAAAUCCAGUUCCACUGCAUAUUUUCAUUGUUCUCCUCUAAUCAUAGACUGAUUUAGAGCUGAGACCCCAGGUGUGUUUAAUUAAUGAUCCGGUAGAACAGAUAAUCAGCAGGCUCUCGACCUCCGUAGGGUAAAAGUUGAAUACCCCUGCCCUAGGCAAUAUUAAUAUAAAGAGACAUGAGCACAACAAUUUUUACCUGUAGAAUUGAAUAAGUUAUAAAACCUCUAUGAUUCAUUUAGUCAGUUUUACUAGCUAAUGUGAGAUUUUUUAGAUUACAUAACAUUUGAGGACACACAAUUUAAAGCGGCAAUCAGCAGUUGAAACAGUAACAAAGCGUAUUCCCUGACCCUGUUUUGGUAAAAAGCUGAGGGAUGGGUCUGGAGAAAUGUAGCUUCUCUCAAAUUCAUAGAAGGCUAUGGAUGCAAGGACUGACCAACCAUGAUAUCAACAUUUUAUAGUUUUAACCAUGUUUUUAAAUGCUAUAUAGUGUUUGUUUACAUUUACUUUGUUUACAAACAUUCUAGUAAAACAAGCUUAUAUUUUGGGUUCUGAUGGGGUGCAACAGUUGAACUUAAGCUCAUGAGCCAUUGUUAUAUUAUUCUAGAAUCAAUGGGUACAUAUCAUUCAUUAAUAAGUCCAAAAAUGUAUGUAGUAUCUGCUGAUUGCCCCUUUAAGGGCCUAUGUAUUUUCUAUGUUUUGUUCACCUACAAUCUAACCACAAAGCUGGCAAUCUUUUCCCCUCUUUCUGUUCAUUUGUCAUAUACACAUGAUAUACAUGGAUUAUAUAGUGCAAUGAAAUGCUUACUUGCAGGUUAACCUCUCGACAAUGCAAAAACAAUAGAAAAAUUAGCUAAGUGAAUAAAGAGUAAUAAAAAUAAAAGCAAAAUUAAGGCAGUUUUUUAAAUGUAUUUUUCAUACAAAUAGUUACAUAGCCUAUAUGGAAAUAUCAGACAUGAGCCAAGCAUGUUUACCUGUAGAAUGGAAUAUGUUAUGAUUCAUUUAAUUUUGUCAGUUCUACCACCUCAACAUAGCUAAUUUUAAACAGGGUUAAAUAUAAUUUAGUGUAUAUAGUAAAGUUCAGCUUCAGUCCACAGUUCAGCUAUGUCACUGUCAGAAGAUACACUACAUGACCAAAAGUAUGUAGACACCUCGUUGAACGUCUCAUUCCAAAAUCAUGGGCAUUAAUAUGGAGUUGGUCCCCCAUUUGCUGCUAUAACAGCCUGCACUCUUCUGGGAAGGCUUUCCACUAGAUGUUGGAACGUUGCUAGGAGGACUUGCUUCCAUUCAGCCACAAGCAUUAGUGGGCGAUUAGGCCUGGCUAGCAGUUGCCGUUCCAAUUCAUCCCAAAGGUGUUCGAUGGGAUUGAGGUCAGGGCUCUGUGUAGGCCAGUCAAGUUCUUCCACACCGAUCUCACCAAGCCAUUUCUGUAUGGACCUCGCUUUGUGCACAGGGGCAUUGUCAUGCGGAAACAGGAAAGGGCCUUCCCCAAACUGUUGCCACAAAGUUGGAAGAACAGAAUCGUCUAGAAUGUCAUUGUAUGCUGUAGCGUUAAGAUUUCCCUUCACUGGAACUAAGGGGCCUAGCCCGAACCAUGAAAAACAGCCCCAGACCAUUAUUCCUCCUCCACCAAACUUUAUAGUUGCCACUAUGCAAUGGGGUAGGUAGCGUUCUCCUGGCAUCCGCCAAACCCAGAUUUGUCAGUCGGACUGCCCGAUGGUGAAGCGUCACUCCAGAGAACGCGUUUCCACUGCUCCAGAGUCCAAUGGCGGCGAGCUUUACACCACUCCAGCUGACGCUUGGCAUUGCACAUGGUGAUCUUAGGCUUGUGUGCGGCUGCUCGGCCAUGAAACCCAUUUCAUGAAGCUCCAGAUGAACAACUCUUGUGCUGACGUUGCUUCCAGAGGCAGUUUGGAACUCUGUAUUGAGUAUUGGAACCGAGAACAGACGAUUUUUACGCGCUACGCACUUCAGCACUCGGCGGUCCCAUUCUGUGAGCUUGUGUGGCCUACCACUUCGUGGCUGAGCUGUUGUUGCUCCUAGAUGUAUCCACUUCACAAUAACAGCACUUACAGUUGACCGGGGCAACUCUAGCAGGGCAGAAAUGUGACAAACAGACUUGUUGGAAAGGUGGCAUCCUAUGACGGUCCCACGUUGAAAGUCACUGAGCUCUACAGUAAGGCCAUUCUACUGCCAAUGUUUGUCUAUGGAGAUUUGCAUGGCUGUGUGCUCGAUUUUAUGUCUUAAAGUAAUGAUGGACUGUCGUUUCUCUUUGCUUAUUUGAGCUGUUCUUGCCAUAGUAUGGACUUGGCCUUUUACCAAAUAGGGCUAUCUUCUGUAUACACCCACUACCUUCUCACAACACAACUGAUUGGCUCAAACGCAUUAAGAAGGAAAGAAAUUCCACAAAUUAACUUUUAACAAGGCACACCUGUUAAUUGAAAUGCAUUCCAGGUGACUACCUCAUGAAGCUGGUUGAGAGAAUGCCAAGAGUGUGCAAAGCUGUCAUCAAGGCAAAAGGGUGGCUAUUUGAAGAAUCUCAAAUAUAAAAUAUAUUUUGAUUUGUUUAACACUUUUCUUUGGUUACUACAUGAUUCCAUAUGUGUUAUUUCAUAGUUUUGAUGUCUUCACUGUUAUUCUACAAUGUAAAAAAUAAAGAAAAACCCUUGAAUGAGUAGGUGUGUCCACAACUUUGUGCCCUGCUGAAUGCGGCCCUGGACAUAGGUGUGCAAUGCAUGGGCAAAUGUAAUUACUCUCUGUGUGUAUAUUAAAACAAAAAAUAUGAUUAUAUUAUUUUAAAAAUAUAUUUAUUUAUUAUUUUUUUACAUAGUGCCGCAUCCAGUCCACAAGGUGGCGCAGCGCCACUCUUACUCUUUGUGGAGCAACCUGCAUGGCUAUGCAUUUCAGGGACUUAAAGCUACUCCUUUAACACUGUACAGUACUAUCACACAUUGGUGAGAAUUCAUCUAUUAUUUAUUUUGCCAGUGUGUUAAAGAACAGCCAAUGGAAAAGUACCUCUACACAAGGCCUAGCCUACUAGCUUCUACUACAAUGUCACCUCUGAAUGUAAUCUUUAUUAGCUGACUCAGAUAUGUCAGGUGGAGAUGCUGAGAAAGCAGAUGGAGAAUUCAAGACAUUUCUUCUUCCUCUGCUGCAGCUCUCAUAAAUGGGCAUUAUGAUUUUCUCACAGAUCAUACUCAUUCGAGUCAUGCAAGGUUUUUAGCUUUUUAAUAACUUUAAUUAUUAGUUGCUACCUGUCCUGCAGUUAUUUCCACGCUUCAUCAUAAAAAACUAUACUUCAGUUUUACGGUUUUAUUAAUGACUAUCUCAUUGUAGUUAACAUGCAUGAACUCAUAAGGAUUUUGUUUAAAUAUAGUCUUUACCAUUAGAUUAAUGUGCUUACGCAGUAGUUUCACUAGAUAUCAAGGACUGAGCACCAAAGGGGCGUAACUGAUAAUUUCUGAAUUGUAGUAAAAAGUUAGUUCGAAAAACGUAUUUAAGUGUCACCCCACAGUGAUACAAUAAUUGACAAUACAAAAUACAGAUAAAAAAACACGGGACCACUCAAAUAGUUUUGAGACACAAAUAAAAUCAGUCAAACAUGGUACAGUAUUUCCUUUGGCAUCAUCUAUAAUACAUACAUUACGGCAUCUAUACACAUGUAUGCAUAAACCGUACAGUAGAUAAAAGGACAUUGGAGGAUAAGGUGGCAGGCUUUGGCGCAGCCAUUUACAUUAUUGUUACCUGAUAAAAUUUCACACAAUUUAUUAUUUUCAUCUAGACUGUUAAAAUUAUCAUUUUGGCUGGACAGCUGACGGAAAAAUAUCAUCCCUAAUGUCAUUGUAAAACCCACAGUAAAGCAAGGCAUGAGCUUCUGUUAAAAUGGAUACAUCGUAACAAAAAGUACAGACACAUUUAUCUAGAGGAAUGUUUGUGUAUUGACCAGUCUCAAUAGCGAGAGGGCUUUGAUUUUGCAAAACAGCUUUGAUUUUGCUUGGAUAAAACUGUAUGUACAUAUGGUUAUGUCCCAAAAGUGCAUUUAAAACGGAAGUAAGUGCGCAGCUUGUUUCUUUUGGUUAUUGAUCAGUUGAAUAGGAUGCCUAUACAUUUAUCUCCAUAGUUGCUUGCUUUGCACUAUCUGUAACUACAUGGGUAAUUACUUCUGGGUGUCUCCACAGAUUGACAUCCCCUGCUAUACUUAUAAUCUUACAUCCCUCGACAUUGUCUCCCUCUCUCUCAAUUCCCUAGAGUUAGCCUGUCUUGGUAGGACCAUGGUGUGAAGUGGCCCCAAGGAAAGAAGAACACCACAACCACUCAACCCCUCAGGUGUCCUCUUCAUCUUUCCAUGCCACAUUAAGAAGACAACACAGCGCUCCACUUGUGGAAAGAAGAGUUUUGCACCCUCUUUGUUCUACUGUUUCUUUCUCGCCAUGGGGGGUGCGGUGAGUGCCGGCGAGGACAACGAUGAUCUGAUUGACAACCUGAAGGAGGCGCAGUACAUCCGUACGGACCACGUGGAGCAGGCCUUCAGGGCCAUUGACCGCGGAGACUACUACCUGGUUGGCUACAGGUACUACAUUACCCAUAAUGCUCUGUACAGCAUAUCCAGUUUUAUCUUGGGGGCGAAUCCUAACUUGCAUUGUUGUACAUUGAAGACUAAGUGGAAGUUACAAUUUGCCCCUUAGUAAAGAUGUUCCUGAAGCUAACACUUUAUCGAUACUGCAGGGACAAUGCCUACAAGGACCUGGCGUGGAAGCAUGGCAACAUCCACCUGUCUGCCCCCUGUAUCUACUCUGAGGUGAUGGAGGCGCUAAAACUGCAGCAGGGACUGUCCUUCCUCAACCUGGGCAGUGGGACUGGGUACCUCAGCACCAUGGUGGGACUCAUCAUAGGUAAUGAUGCCCCUGUUUUUUCAAUUAAAUAAUUUCACUCUCUAAAAUCUGUUGAGAUAUUCAGUGGAAACUUGAUUGAUUAUUAUAUAGUGAUGAUAUACAUUGAUGCUCUAGCCCUAAUGAGUUAACCUAUGCUUGAAUAACACACAUGAACAGCAUAUGAAGUCAAACACAUACCCACAUCUUCUUUCAUAAGUGAUGUGUAAUCACUGCAAAUUACAUUUGGUCCUAAACGAUAUUAUAACCACGAUCGAUAAUAGACAGUACUGUGCAGCCGUCUUCAUCGACCUGGCCAAGGCUUUCGACUCUGUCAACCACCGCAGUCUUAUUGGCAGACUAAAUAGCCUUGGUUUCUCAAAUGACUGCCUCGCCUGGUUCACCGACUACUUCUCAGAUAGAGUUCAAUGUGUCAAAUCGGAGGGCCUGUUGUCUGGACCUAUGGCAGUCUCUAUGGGGGUGCCACAGGGUUCAACUCUUGGGCCGGCUCUUUUCUCUGUGUAUAUCAAUGAUGUCGCUCUUGCUGCUGGUGACUCUCAGAUCCACCUCUACGCAGACGACACCAUUUUGUAUACAUCUGGCCCUUCAUUGGACACUGUGUUAACAAACCUCCAAACGAGCUUCAAUGCCAUACAACACUUCUAACGUAGCCUCCAACUGCUCUUAAACACUAGUAAAACUAAAUGCAUGCUCUUCAAUCGAACGCUGCUGGCACCCGCCCACCCGACUAGAAUCACUACUCUCGACGGGUCUGACCUAGAGUAUGUGGAAAACUACAAAUAACUAGGUGUCUGGUUAGACUGUAAACUCUCCUUCCAGACUCACAUUAAGCAUCUCCAAUCCAAAGUUAAAUCUAGAAUCGGCUUCCUAUUUCGCAACAAAGCCUCCUUCACUCAUGCUGCCAAACAUGCCCUCGUAAAACUGACUAUCCUACCGAUCCUUGACUUCGGCGAUGUCAUUUAUAAAAUAGCCUCCAACACUCUACUCAGCAAAUUGGAUGUAGUCUAUCACAGUGCCAUCCGUUUUGUCACCAAAGCCCCAUAUACAGUGAGGGAAAAAAGUAUUUGAUCCCCUGCUGAUUUUGUACGUUUGCCCACUGACAAAGACAUUAAAUAAGUAUUUGACCCCUCUGCAAAACAUGGUGGCAAAACCCUUGUUGGUAUCACAGAGGUCAGACGUUUCAUGUAGUUGGCCACCAGGUUUGCACACAUCUCAGGAGGGAUUUUGUUCCACUCCUCUUUGCAGAUCUUCUCCAAGUCAUUAAGGCUUCGAGGCUGACGUUUGGCAACUCGAACCUUCAGCUCCCUCCACAGAUUUUCUAUGAGAUUAAGGUCUGGAGACUGGCUAGGCCACUCCAGGACCUUAAUGUGCUUCUUCUUGAGCCACUCCUUUGUUGCCUUGGCCGUGUGUUUUGGGUCAUUGUCAUGCUGGAAUACCCAUCCACGAACCAUUUUCAAUGCCCUGGCUGAGGGAAUGAGGUUCUCACCCAAGAUUUGACGGUACAUGGCCCCGUCCAUCGUCCCUUUGAUGCGGUGAAGUUGUCCUGUCCCCUUAGCAGAAAAACACCCCUAAAGCAUAAUGUUUCCACCUCCAUGUUUGACAGUGGGGAUGGUGUUCUUGGGGUCAUAGGCAGCAUUCCUCCUCCUCCAAACACGGCGAGUUGAGUUGAUGCCAAAGAGCUCGAUUUUGGUCUCAUCUGACCACCACUUUCACUCAGUUCUCCUCUGAAUCAUUCAGAUGUUAAUUGGCAAACUUCAGACGGCCCUGUAUAUGUGCUUUCUUGAGUAGGGGGACAAUGCGGGCGCUGCAGGAUUUCAGUCCUUCACGGCGUAGUGUGUUACCAAUUGUUUUCUUGGUGACUAUGGUCCCAGCUGCCUUGAGAUCAUUGACAAGAUCCUCCCGUGUAGUUCUGGGCUGAUUCCUCAUCGUUCUCAUGAUCAUUGCAACUCCACGAGGUGAGAUCUUGCAUGGAGCCCCAGGCCGAGGGAGAUUGACAGGUCUUUUGUGUUUCUUCCAUUUGCGAAUAAUCGCACCAACUGUUGUCACCUUCUCACCAAGCUGCUUGCCGAUGGUCUUGUAGCCCAUUCCAGCCUUGUGUAGGUCUACAAUCUUGUCCCUGACAUCCUUGGAGAGCUCUUUAGUCUUGGCCAUGGUGGAGAGUUAGGAAUCUGAUUGAUUGAUUGCUUCUGUGGACAGGUGUCUUUUAUACAGGUAACAAGCUGAGAUUAGGAGCACUCCCUUUAAGAGUGUGCUCCUAAUCUCAGCUCGUUACCUGUAUAAAAAAACACCUGGGAGCCAGAAAUCUUUCUGAUUGAGAGGGGGUCAAAUACUUAUUUCCCUCAUUAAAAUGCUAAUCAAUUUAUAACAUUUUUGACAUGCGUUUUUCUGGAUUAUUUUGUUGUUAUUCUGUCUCUCACUGUUCAAAUAAACCUACCAUUAAAAUUAUAGACUGAGCAUUUCUUUGUCAGUGGGCAAACGUACAAAAUCAGCAGGGGAUCUGCUCCUGAGUGGCGCAGUGGUCUAAGGCACUGCAUCGCAGUGCUAACUGUGCCACUAGAGAUCCUGGUUCGAAUCCAGGCUCUGUCGCAGCCGGCCGCAACCGGGAGACUCAUGGGCGGCGCACAAUUGGCCCAGCGUCGUCCAGGGUAGGGGAGGGAAUGGACAGGAAGGGAGGGAAUGGCCGGCAGGGAUGUAGCUCAGUUGAUAGAGCAUGGCGUUUGCAACGCCAGGGUUGUGGGUUUGAUUCCCACGGGGGGCCAGUAUAAAAAUAAAAAUAAAUUGAAAAAAAACAACAUGUAUUCACUAACUGUAAGUCGCUCUGGAUAAGAGCGUCUGCUAAAUGACUAAAAUGUAAAAUGACUGUACUACCCACCACUGUGACCUGUACGCUCUUGUUGGCUGGUCCUCACUACAUAUUCGUCGCCAAACCCACUGGCUCCAGGCCAUCUAUAAAUCACUGCUAGGCAAAUCCCCGCCUUAUCUUAGCUCACUGGUUACCAUAGCAACACCCACCCGUAGUCUGCGCUCCAGCAGGUAUAUCUCACUGUCAUCCCCAAAGCCAACACCUCCUUUGGCCGCCAUUCCUUCCAGUUCUCUGCUGCCAAUGACUGGAACGAACUGCAAAAAUCUCUGAAGCUGGAGACUCUUAUCUCCCUCACUAACUUUAAGCAUCAGUUGUCAGAGCACCUUACCGAUCACUGCACCUGUACAGAGCCCAUCUGAAAUUAGCUACCUCAUCCCCAUAUUGUUAUUUAUUUGUCUCAUUUGCACCCCAGUAUCUCUAUUUGCACAUCAUCUCUUGCACAUCUAUCAUUCCAGUGUUAAUACUAAUUGUAACUAUUUUGCACUAUGGCCUAUUUAUUGCCUUACCUCCAUAACUUACUACAUUCGCACACACUGUGUAUAUAUAUUUUCUGUUUGUAUUUUUGACUUUGUUUUGUUUACCCCAUAUGUAACUCUGUGUUGUUGUUUUUAUCGCACUCCUUUGCUUUAUCUUGGCCAGGUCGCAGUUGUAAAUGAGAACUUGUUCUCAACUGGCUUACCUGGUUAAAUAAAGGUGAAAUAAAUACAAUUGUUUUUUGAAGGUCCAUUUGGCGUGAACCAUGGAGUUGAGCUCCACAAGGAUGUGGUGGAAUAUGCCAAGGAGAAACUGGAUGACUUCAUCAAGAAUAGUGACAGCUUUGAUAAGUGAGUUGGAUGCUUAAUCAAAAUGUUAUAUAGGGUAUAUCCUGUAGCUCAGUUGGUAGAGCAUGGCGCUUGCAACGCCAGGGUUGUGGGUUCGAUUCCCACAGGGGGCCAGUAUGAAAAAUGUAUGCACUCACUAACUGUAAGUCGCUCUGGAUAAGAGCGUCUGCUAAAUGACUAAAAAUGUGUAAUGGUGCAUGCAGUGAAACUCUAGUUAAAUAACUAGCUGCAGUUCCGUUAGUAUUUAUGUGCCUGCCAAUUCACAGACAUGGAAAUUGCCUUCUUAAGUUUGUGUGUCUUGCAAAUGGAAUACAUUUGAAUGUGUUCAAAUCUGUUUGUUUAUUUUUACAUUUCUUCUCAGACUGAUUGGCUUACUUUUAUUACUUUUUAUUUUGUUUUUGUCAGGUUUGAGUUCUGUGAACCCGUCUUCAUGGUGGGCAACUGUCUGGAGAUCUCGUCAGACAGUCACCAAUACGACCGUAUCUACUGUGGUGCGGGGGUGCAGAAGGAUCAUGAAAAUUACAUGAAAAUCCAGCUCAAAGUGGGGGGUAUUCUAGUGAUGCCUAUAGAGGAUCAGGUAAGCAUUAGAGAAUGCCUCUGAAUAUUGCAGAAAACAUAAACAUCAUCAUUCACGAUGAUGCCGUCCCAAUUGGGAAUCAGAGGCUGCGUCCAGAAUGGCAACCUAUUCACUAUAGCGCAUUACUUUUGACCAGAGCCCAGUUCAAAAGAAGUGCACUAUUUGGGACUAGAGUGCCAUGUCGGACACAGAUAAAGUGAAAUAGCCGUGGCCUGCAUGACCAAUGAUGUUAUGAUACCCAGCCAUUGUUAUUGUGCAUCAGAAGCCCCUGGACGGGGACUUACGCCAUCAGUCUGCUCUAUUUUUUUCCUCCAAGAAAUUGGUAAAUAGCAAAAACACUUUUGAAAAAGGAUGACAUUGUGUGGCACUCAAGCAGGGAAGGAAACAAACAAAAAAAGGUAAGGGUUUGCACAAGCCCACACAGUCCUUCAUGCUGUGAAAUGGAAAGGAGCUGCUUAUGUUGUUUUUCUGAAAACGGUUGAAACUCCUGCGUUGCCAGGUUUGUUUGGUGGUGCAAUAAGGAGAGAAAAGGUUUUGAUUAGGAGAAUUGAGGCCAAAGGGCUGAGGCAGCUUAAGAAGCUCAGGUCCACCACAGUUCCUCUGGAUCAACACCUCUACAUCAGGCCAAAACCAGCUUUUUGUCAUGUAGAUAUUUGAUUUGAAAACACCAAUGUCCCUUUCUGGUGUGGAACUAAAGAUGCAUAUAAUACAUGUGAUUUUGGCCAUCUGUUGUCAUGGUGUAUUGAUUGUGGUGUUGUUAUCCUGGCUGGUAUAAGUUCUCCAUUGGCUAGUAGGAUGGUGGUGUUUAUUGUGGUUGGUAUGUGUCUAGUGGAUUUGGCGUUAACAUGGUUGGUAUAUGUUCUCCGUUGUCUCAAUGGACUGGUGCUGUUGUUACCGUGGUGGCUAUACAGUAACUAUCACUCAUUUGUCUCUUGUUGCAGCUGACUCAGAUCACCAGGACUGGUCAGUGUUCCUGGGAGAGUAAGAAUAUCCUGGCCGUGUCAUUCGCUCCUCUGGUCCAGCAGAACAGAGCUGAGGGAAGCAAGCCUGAUGCGGUAGAACUGCGUGAGUCCUCUACUCUAACCCCUGUUCUCUACUCUAACCCCUGUUCUCUACUCUAACCCCUGUUCUCUACUCUAACCCCUGUUCUCUACUCUAACCCCUGUUCUCUACUCUAACCCCUGUUCUCUACUCUUAACCCCUGUUCUCUACUAUUAACCCCCUUUUCUCUACUCUUAACCCCCUGUUCUCUACUAUUAACCCCUGGGUCUUAUUCACUAGGACCCAAAAGGAAGAAAACUGAAACUGGGAGGGAGGGAGGGAGGAAGUACCUGAAUUCAUCCCCUAAAAAUACUUGUUUUCAUUUUCCCUUUGCCACAUUUUGCUACGGUGUGCACUAAUGAAUAUGAACUUGUUAUUUUCUCUGUAAAAAGCCACAUCAGAACAGUUCCCCUUUUAUUUUGUUUUUCUAUCUGUCUUUUGAAGUGUAAAGUAAGCCACACUUUUUAAGUCAGAGGAUUUAUUUAAAGUUAGAAGAUGAGGCCGUUUCUAACAAAUCCUUUGCUUUGACUCAAGGCCUCGCUGCCCUGCAGGGUAGAUGCAUAAUUCUAAAUAUUUCAAACAGUAAUGGAUUGUUCCUUUACUUAUUUUUCUAUAAAUGAAGUUGAAGUUUGUAUAUUGAUGUGUAUAGUUUAUAUUAGUUUUUUAUAUGUAUUGUUGUGAAUGCAGGGCUCAUUUGAGAAAGAGACUUUGGUCUCAGCAUGACUCGCUGUCGAAAUAAAGGUUAAAUAAGUAUUGUCCCCAAAUGGCCAGACAAUAUAUGGAGCUCUUGCCUGCUGAAUAUCAAUAGAGAAUGUUAUUGGGCUAAUGUGAUUUGACCUGCCAUCUUUGUCCCUCCUCCUCCUCCUCAGCCCCAGUGACAGUCAGGAGCCUUCAGGACCUGUCUCGCAUCUACAUCCGCCGCACCCUCCGAGAUCUGACCAAUGAGGAGAGCCCUGACAACAGCCUGGUGCAGCGGGCGCCCCAGAAACGCAAGCGCAGGCGUUGUCGGCGGCGACGCAUUAACACUUACGUUUUUGUGGGCAACCAACUGAUCCCCCAAGCCGUGGAGAGCGAGGAGGACGAACGGAUCGAGGAGGAGCAGCACAAGGAGGAGCAGGAGGCGCAGGAGAAGGAGGAGGAGAGAGACAUUGGCAGAAUUGAGAUACUAAAGGCAGUAAAUGUACUGAGAGACAAAAUCCUGACUUUACCUCUGCCUGAAUCGCUGAAGGCCUAUCUGUUGCACUACCGAGAAAAAUGACUGACGGCACAACCUGCUGGCAUCCGUUCUAAUGGAUGCAAUGCCUGCUGAGAUGUUUUUCCUUACUUUCCUGUCUUCUUUUUUCAGUACAGAAAGAUUUAGCAUUGUUUUUCAUUUCUCUUAAAGGUGAACCUGGAAUGGAGACUGAGAGACUUCCUGGUCGUCUUGGAUAAUGUUCUAUAAUUACUAUGAUCUGGUUAAGUUUUUGUUGUCUAAUGUUUUGGAUUUGUACAUCAAAGCUUUAUUUAAAAGCCUACUGAUUGGAAAAUCAUUUUCAAAGAUUACAUUUUGAGGAUGUAGAUUUUUUCACAUGUUAAUAUUCCAGCAAAUUGUCACUAAAUGAAAUUGUAUAAAAUAAAAUAAAUGCUAACUAUAUUUGUUAAGAAUAUGAUAAUGAAAAGAUCCAUAAUUUUACUGCAACCUUUUUCUAGAAGCUUUAAAGAACUUGAUAUUACUGAAUAAAGAUUUACAAUUGCUGAAUGGAAGAAUUGGAGACAAAAAUGCAUGUACACCUAAUCUUAUUUGAAUCAAAGACUAUUAUGGAACAUUUUCUCAUGAAUCUUUGAAGGGGCAAUUCUUUCAUUGUAAUUUCCUCACACUGUUAUGUUUGAGUAGAGGGAUUUUAAUGCUGUGUGACGAUGAAAGAUCAGUGGGACUCCGACUAGAUUGGUUUGUAAUUUCUCCUAGAGACCAUUCUUAAAUCUAUCUGAAGUGUUUUUUUUUUAGAAUGGUUAUAUCCUCAUAUUUUAUCUCACUUUGCUCUUAAGUAACUGACAUUAGGCUUUAUAUGAAUAGGCAUUUUAAUUUUGUGAUGAAUUUUUAUGGCCUUGAGUGCUUCGUCCGACAGACUUAUUUUCCUAUAUUUUUUGCUGUCGUGCAUAAGGGUUUAUAAUCGUCAUACCAGCGGUUAGGCUAAUGGGGAAUCUUAUUAAUGAAGAUUUUUCUAAUGGUGAAUGAAAAUGGCCGGCUCAUAAAUGUAUUUUCCCCUGGCACAGCAUCUCUAGUUCUUUAUCGUGAGGACCUUAACACUUACAGUACCUCAGAACAAACCAGAAGACCCACUAUGAACUCACAGGGGUAUCUGAGUCAUAUAGUAACAAUAAUAAUAAUCCUGUACAGUGAUAAGUGGUAUGGAUUAUUUUAAAUGUUUGUCAGCUUUGGUCCACAUGACAUCCACGCUUGAUCAUUUGGAGGUGAUGUCCUAGAUGAUCAUAAAUGUACUAUUACUUUCUAUAUGAAAAGAGCUGGUGUGUUUUUAAACCACAAAGAACGACUCGAGGCGGGUCAUGGCACAAAAACUCACAAUACGUUGUAUUGUACUGUACUUUCUAUUUGCAGCAGUGCAAAAUCACAAUGAUGGGAGAUUUUUGGAAUCCUCCUUUCUCUGUACUGUGGCAGUAUUCAACAUAACAAGCACAUUAUUCUGUUAAGUCCUAAAUCAUGAAAAGAGACUUGUCAUCCUUGGGUUGAUGUAUGUGUUUUUACUGUGGACUGGAGCAAAGUACAAAACACAUGGUAUUUGAGUCAUGUAGCUGUACGUGUAUCAAUUAUAAUUUUAUUGUGAAACUCUCAGUUUAAGAGAUGGCUUUUAAAAUGACAUUACACCCCAUCACAUCCGCUCCUUGUCAAGUGAGUCUUGUUUUAUGGCAAUGUAAAGGGGGACAUUCUGACCACAGUGACGUCUAAGAAUGAUGGGGUGCUUCUACAGUACAUUCCAUAAAUGCUUGAAAAAGAAUAACAUAUUCAAUACCCAUUGUUAGAUGUCACAUUUGUAUUUAUAUUUGACAGUUGCAUUACAUACUUGGAAAUUCAUGACUGAUCUUGCUUUGAAAGCAUUUUUAAUAUUUCAGUAGCUGAAAUGAUAGUUGUUGAUAUAUUAUUGAGGUUAAAUUUUGUGUGAACAUGACAACAGUACAGUAGCUGGUUAUGAUAUGUUUGGUUAUAAAAUAAUGUGGAUUAGGUUUGAUUUGUUUGUUGUUGUAGCGCCCUCUUGCUGUCACAAGGCACUGCGAAAUCUUCUUGUAUGUAGAUCCAAACUCCACUUGUGUUAGUUCUAUGGCUAAACAUGCAUGUGCUCAAAGCCUUCCAUCUUGUUCUGGUGUAGUGUAUACUAUUUGGGUUUAACAUGGGGUUAGUUGAUUUAUAUAUUGGUUAUUGUAUUUUGUGAAGAGGUGAUCCUGUAGACCUUUUUCCAUCAUGACUUGAGCAGUGUUCAUAUUCCCAGGAAAACGUUUGAAUUGUAAGCAAUAAUACAUACAUUACUUUAACUAUCAAAAAUAAGUAGCAGAUCCGUAUGGCUCUGAUUGGCAAAAACAACUGUAAUUUUCAUAGUCAUCAUUUUGAAUAAUCAAAUCUCUCAGAAAUGCUAAAUGACGUACACAUAAAACUGUUGAAAUCAUAUUUACAAUGGGUAAAACUGCAAAUGUAUGGUGUUGGACAUAAUUCAGGAGUCCUAUUACCUGAGAUUUUGGGUCACCCCAUGUACCAGAGGUGAUGCGUUAUCAAAUGUACAGUAAUAAAUGGUCCCCACAGUAAAGGCCCAAUUACAAUCCUAUUUUAUGGUCUUGCCUUCAAUUAAUUGGUACAAGGGCGGAACUAUUGUUCUGUUUUUUUUUCUUAUUAUUGAUAUUUGAAAGUGUGCUGGCAGUUAAUUUUUUUAAUUGUGUCAGUUGUUCCCUCUGUACAUGUUUUGGCACACAAAAAAUAAAGGUCACAAUUUGCCUCUGUUUAAAUCAUUAAUGCCUUCCAACUGCCAUAGAGUCCCACAGCUACU
This is a messenger RNA of Coregonus sp. 'balchen', 19060 nucleotides long. NCBI's taxonomy places the organism in Eukaryota, Metazoa, Chordata, Actinopteri, Salmoniformes, Salmonidae. The record is from the annotation of a GenBank genome assembly.